Messenger RNA from Pseudonaja textilis, 2147 nucleotides. RefSeq names its product RPA interacting protein (gene RPAIN). Gene Ontology annotation, cellular component: nucleus; PML body. The record is from RefSeq and is a predicted model, not a curated record. Gene Ontology annotation, biological process: protein import into nucleus. Lineage: Eukaryota; Metazoa; Chordata; Lepidosauria; Squamata; Elapidae.
UUUUGCCGCGCAGGAGUGAACUCGCCAUGGCGGGCUUGGUGUCGCGGCACCAGGCUCUUUACAAGGGGUUCCGGACCCCGCCGUGGAAAGAGACUUUCCGGCAGCGCUGUGUGGAUCGACUGAAAAGUAGUCGGGCUAAGUUGCUUGAAAGAUAUCGUCAAGUGGGAGAAAAUGGAGCAAGUAGACCAAAUAAAACUUUGCUGGUACAGGAGGUGAUGGAAGUCGAGUGGAAAGCUUUGCAAUCUCUGGAUUCUCAGGUACCCUCUCUGAGAAAGCAAGAUUCUUCCCAGAUGCUUGAAGAACUGGCUGUAUUGGAUGAAAUCCAGCAGGAACUGAUCUUGCAAGAACAGCUGGCCAUAGAGGAGUAUGAGCAAAGUCUGAAGUUUGAGGAGGAAUGCCUUAAUGCAAUGCUUGAUGGCUUAGAUACAGAACACCAUAUCAUCUGUCCUGUUUGUAGAAGGAACAAUCUCAGUGUGUCAAGUAACAUGGUUGCAUGCCAGUGUGGACUCUGCAUCAAUAGCCUGGGGAUGACUGAGGAAAAGCUCCUGUUGCUCUUAGAAGAAAGCCUGAUGGAACACAGCCAACAUUGUCAGCACUGUCCUGAAUUCACUGUAACUAAUAUGAUGGAAGAAGCUAACCUCCUUAUGAGCUGUCAGGCUUGUGAUUCCUGGACAGUGAUUUUUUAAUUCCAUCUGUAUAGCCCUACUUUUGUAGAAAUACAUUGCUGCUGUCUCCCCUACCCUUUUCUUUAGAAGGGUGUGUGUAUAUAAUACAAUGUAUAUAAGUACAAAAAGUGUCCUCUACUUUUAAUUUAACUGGAUCUAUGCUAUUUUUUUCUAAUGUGUUCUGAGGAAUAAACUCCUUUUAUGAUAAGAACUGGGGAUUAUAGGUUUGGGCAGACUUUUGGUUGCAGUACUUUUUUGUACAAAUUCUUGGAAAUUUUGAUCCAAAUUGCAUAUACUAUCACGAGGGGAUUAAAGGAAUUGCUAUGUGUGAAGCACCUGUUUUGCAAAGAAUGUAUCUUAGAUUCCAACUGGUGACAUUUUUGCUUAAAGGUCAGAUAGCAGAAGGGGAUGGAUAUAUUUCAUUCUUGGACAAAUCUUAAUUGUACAAUUGUUGGCCAAUGUACCAGUCACCAACUCUGAAUUCCUGUCAUUUAGUGGAAACAACACUGGGCAGUGAUCCAAUUACAUAACAUUGCAUGUCAUCUUUUUAAUAACAUCUGGAAAUAAAGUAUGGGUGGGCAACAGCUUUUUCCUACCAGAUAUGCUGGUGAAAUUGAGAGCUGUGAUUAAAAGGAGGAGGGCAAACUACCCCUCAAUAACCAGAAAGACUCUGGUAGCCCUAAUGUAUCUUUUUAGAUGAAAGACACAAUGCCUUAUUCCACGAAAGGGUUUUUAGCCUGGCUUCCCUUUGUCCCAAAGAAUUCUGCUUUAAGCUAUGGCAUAAAGAUCCGCUGAAAAUGGAAAUACAGGUUUCUAUUGCAAGCUCAUUUUUCUGGAGGUCCAGUUGAUUGGCAAUUUCCAUUUUAGAAAAUCCCAGAAUUUGGAUUCAGGGAAAUACCUGAUGUAUAAGUUGGUACAUUGAGGCAAGUUUCUUUUACUUAUUUCGAGAGCCGCUUUAACAGAGAUUGGAUAGUAUAGGAAAAAUCAAUAUAAAAUACUGUAUUAUUUAAACACAAGCUGGGAUAGAGAGACAAGACUAUACCAUCAGGUAUAUUACUAUUUCCCACAUUUUGGAGGAUAAAUUCUUUGAAAUCAAUAAACUAAAAUUACCUUAUGGUAGCCAAGCAGUAUCUGAGCCAGAUGAAAGAUCAUUUUGUAGUUCCUUCCAUCUUAAAUAAAGCCUGACAUUGAUGCUGUACUCCCACCAAAAUAUGUAAUAUAAAUUGGGUACCUCCAUUUGCAUUUUUUCCUUGCUAGCUUUAAAAGAUCAAAUUCAAGUCAGAUGCAAAACAGUGGCUCAUAUAGAUUAGUUGACCUAUUCACAUUACAUACUAGUGUGAUGCAUUCCCUGAACAAACAAUAUAACAUAUUUGCACUAAUACACCAAAUGUAUUAAUUCCUGCCAACAUCAGUUCUGAUCAAUGUUAUAUGCUGCACUUAAAAUCAUUGUAAUUUUUUUUUCUGUUGGGCUUUGUAAAAAAA